Caenorhabditis auriculariae is the source of this 1354-nucleotide messenger RNA. NCBI's taxonomy places the organism in Eukaryota, Metazoa, Nematoda, Chromadorea, Rhabditida, Rhabditidae. The record is from the annotation of a GenBank genome assembly.
AUGUUUUGGCUAAGAGAAUCCUUAUUUCUUCUAACUUCAAGUGUUGCAGGUUUGUAAAAAAGGAAAGAAGAUUGACAAAAAAAAACUUUUUUUAGUUUUUUCCAUCUCCUUAGGACGCCAAUCAACGGCUGCUCCAUUCAACAGUUUGAAUAAACUUCAAAAUAAUAUUAAGUUAUAAAAAUUGAAGCUGUCUGCAAUAGAGUUGUCAAUGGAACGUCAAACUCAUUUCCCACGAGCCCAUUCGUUUAUUUCGACUACGCCGUCCUGAAUCAGGUGAAAAUCACCUGCAUCGGCUUGUACGACUCCAUGAUCACAUUCAAAAAGCGGCGGGAUCGAGGAUAAUGUAAUUUUUUUCGAAUAUAUUCUUUAUUUGAUUCGUAAAUUUAUUCUGAAGCUUUUACCUUUUUUCCAUGUAUUAUAAAAAAAGAGUUUUGUGAGAAAUUUUUCUUCGAGCUUGAAAAAAUUGUUUUUUCGUUUUUUUCCGAGCUAUUCAAACUUCGAAAGAGCCCGAAAGACAGCGAAUCCCUAGAAACAUGAAUGUUAAAGUUAUCAAGAAAGAAAAUAUUUCAAAAAAAUAAAAUAAAAAAUAAAAUGAAACGUUGACGUGAAUCUGUUACACUUUUUUUCCUAGUUCAAUUUUUUUUUGCAGUUUAUCCAAAUUAUCCGCUCUGAAAACUUCUUUUUGAUGAAAUAUUUGAAUAUGCGCCCAGAAAUUCGUCUCGAAUGUUAAUAUUUUUGAACUUAACUUUAAAAAAAUUGUUCACUCCUCCAAUUUAUCAGGUUAAUUGGGGUCCAAAAAGGCAACUUUUCCCAAAAAAAAAGUGACCCUUCUUCAAAUCGGCUAUUUCGAAUCCCGGUUCUUUUUAUUUGAUCAAUAUGGUCAGCUUAUGAACGUUUUUUGAGGCUUUUUCAAGAUUUUCUUCCUAAACCUUCUUUUUUAAGGACAACAUUGUUUAGUACUUUGAUGAAAAAUUCAUAUUAUUUAGAAAGUUUUCGUGAAUUAUUUAUUGAAUUUUUCAAUUUUUCAAUUAUUUUCAGUGUAACUGUACCAGAACCAGCGGUCCUGGCGACUACCUAACUUCCGUUUGCACUUUGUCCUGCGAUCCAGGUGCUCGAAAAUGGUCCCCAAAGUUGCCACUUGGCUACAUCGACAACGACACCAUCUACUGUUCUAGUUUGUUUUUUCAUUUCAUAGUUAUUUAAAAAAAAAAUUCCAACGAUUAAUAAAUUUACUGACAACAGAAAUUCUUCAAUCUUCAGCUGUACAGAUCCCCAUUGGUCCUCCUACAACGCCGACUACAGCUCCUCGUCGAUUUACAGCAACAUUUGGAGCAAAAAAACGAAAUUAAACUGA